This is a messenger RNA of Physella acuta, 2628 nucleotides long. Its product is annotated as poly [ADP-ribose] polymerase 2. Gene Ontology annotation, biological process: protein poly-ADP-ribosylation; double-strand break repair. Gene Ontology annotation, molecular function: NAD+ poly-ADP-ribosyltransferase activity. The record is from RefSeq and is a predicted model, not a curated record. NCBI's taxonomy places the organism in Eukaryota, Metazoa, Mollusca, Gastropoda, Physidae. Gene Ontology annotation, cellular component: nucleolus.
CGCAUUUGAAGCUCAACAUAGAAGAUAUCUAGAUUUCUAGAUCUAGAUAUUAGUAGAUAUUGCUGUACUGUAGAUAGAGUCCUAAAUAAAUAGUAGAAUCAAGUUAGGCUGUAAAAGAAGAAAUAACAAGAAAUGGUAAAAAGAAGAAAAGCAGUUUCAGAUGAAGGGGACAGCCAAGCACCAGUUGAAAAGCUUGUGAAACUUGAACCCCCACAAAUAGAUGGCCUAGAAGUGCGGUUUGAAUGGGAAGGUGACAAGGCUGUGUGGGUGCGUUACAGCAAAAACCUAAACCGGACCCUAGUUAACGCCUUCAACUUUGGGAGGAAGCAGAGCUCACUGGAACUUGAAAAUGGCACCAAACUAUUGGUCAUGUUUGACAAAAUGGUACAGAAAAAUAAAAGCUCUGGAUAUGAGAGGCCAAUUCGGAUAGCUUUAAAAGAUAACACUAAAAAUGAAUUUGUGGUCUGGCAGUGGGAAGAUGAGUCAAACAACUGGAGGUUUUAUCCAGUAUCACUGAGCAUUAGUUUGGAGAAAGCUUUUCUGGGUGGUCAAGACAGUGUUGAAUUGAAGAGAGGAACAGCCAUAUUGGAAGUUGAUUUAAAGAGAAACACAGAGUACAUUAAAAAAUCAAAGGUCACCAAUGAUAUAAAAAGAAGUGUAGCAGACAGUGACAUCCCUCCUGAUUAUAGUGAUGAAGAGGAUGAAUCCAAAUGUGAUAGUGCACCAGUAAAGGAAGAAGAAGAAGAGGAAGUAAAGCCAAAGCCAAAAAGUGGAGGUAAAAGCAAGAGUUCUCGAAAGUCGGGAAAAAGCGAUGAAGAAGAGGAAGUAAAGCCAAAGCCAAAAAGUGGAGGUAAAAGCAAGAGUUCUCGAAAGUCGGGAAAAAGCGAUGAAGAAGAGGAAGUAAAGCCAAAGCCAAAAAGUGGAGGUAAAAGCAAGAGUUCUCAAAAGUCAGGAAAAAGUGAGCCAGCCCCUUCCACAUCUUCAGUGAAGACAGUGGUUGUAAAAAAAGGCAGCGUUCCCGUGGAUGAUGUGUGCCCUAUAGCCAGCAAAACGUGUGUGCAUGAGGCUGGGAAUAUUGUGUGGAACUGCAUGCUCAACCAGGCCAACAUUUCCAACAACAACAACAAAUACUACCUCAUCCAACUUCUGGAGGACACCAGCAACAAAACAUUCCACGUCUGGCAGAGGUGGGGCAGGGUCGGCUACAAGGGACAGACAAACCUGGUCAGCUGUGGUGGAGACCUUGACCAGGCUAAAAAGGUCUAUACUAAAAAGUUUUAUGAUAAAACAGGCAAUGACUGGUCAAACAAAGAUUCCUUUUACAAGAUACCUGGGAAAUAUGAGUUGCUUAUGAUGGAUUAUUCUGUGAAGGAGGAUGAAGAGGACCAAGUGGAUGCUCCUGUUAAGUCUGAAGACAAGAAAGAAAAAGUUCCAGAUUCAAAACUUGAGAAAAAAAUACAGGACCUGAUUAAUUUGAUCUGUGAUGUUAAAUCUAUGGAGGAUGCUAUGAUUGAAAUGAGUUACGAUGCCAAAAAAGCUCCAUUAGGCAGGUUGACAAAAGACCAAAUCAAAGCCGGCUACUCAGCACUCAAAGAUAUUGAAGAGUUGAUAAAGAAGAAAGACUUGGGCAGAAACCUGGCAGAUGCUUGCAACGUUUUCUACACAAAAAUUCCUCAUGUGCAGGGAAUGAAAGCCCUGCCAUUAAUUUCCACACCUCAGAUGGUGAAGCAGAAAAUUGAACUCCUUGAGGCCCUGGAAGACAUCCAGAUCGCCAUUAAGAUGCUGAAAGGUGGGGACAUGUCAGAGAACCCAGUGGACAGACAUUACCACCAGCUGCACUGUGUUCUAGACCCCUUGGAUCACACAUCUGAUGAGUUUAAGCUGGUGAAGGACUACCUGCUACUGACCCACGCAAACACACACAACCAGUACAGCAUGGAGCUGCUGGACGUAUACAGGUGUGACAAGGAAGGUGAGAGUGACAGGUACACAGACUAUGGCAACAGAAUGUUGUUGUGGCAUGGGUCAAGACUGACCAACUGGGCAGGUAUUUUAAGUCAGGGACUACGGAUAGCACCACCUGAGGCGCCAGUGACAGGUUACAUGUUUGGGAAAGGUGUUUACUUUGCUGACAUGUCAAGUAAAAGUGCCAACUACUGCUUCGCCUCCAAACAAAAGAACACAGGACUCUUGCUGCUGUGUGAUGUGUCAUUAGGCGAGGUCAAUGAAAAGUUUGCAGCAGAUUACAGCGCAGCGUCCUUACCCAAGGGCAAACACAGUGUCAAGGGGGUGGGCAUGAUCGCCCCUGAUCCUAAAGCUCACGUCAAACUGCCAGGCGAUGACGUGGUUGUGCCCAUAGGGAAAGGGGUGUCCAUGCCUCCACCCAGCUCUAAAAAUUUUGUCCUCAACUACAAUGAAUUUAUCGUCUAUGACACCAGGCAGAUUAGAAUGAAAUAUUUAGUGAAGGUUAAAUUCAAUUUUAAGUAAUUGCUUUCAGUCAAAGUUUUCAUGAACAUAUUUGAAAGUAAAUGUUUCCUCUUAAAACUUUUUUAUGUGAGUCACUGAGUAAAAUAAGCCUAGUUCAUGUAGAAGCAAUUUAUGUCAAGAUCUUUACUGUUACAAAAUAAA